This is a messenger RNA of Neurospora crassa OR74A, 930 nucleotides long. RefSeq lists its product as hypothetical. Bases 244 to 720 code for a protein of 158 amino acids. The transcript has 3 exons. NCBI's taxonomy places the organism in Eukaryota, Fungi, Ascomycota, Sordariomycetes, Sordariales, Sordariaceae. The record is from RefSeq and is a predicted model, not a curated record.
GGAGGACCCUGAUGGACAACAGCAAGGGGACGAGGCGACGGAUAGUUUUGUUGUCCGCGAAACAUUGACACCACGAGAAUAGACAUUAAGCGUCGGACUACAUCACGACACCUCUCUCAUCUUACAUUUUCUUCACUUCCAGAAAGCAUUACCUCGCGUGGCCCUGUGUAGCUUGUUGCAUUGUUUAUUCAUCCUCACUCACCGUCACCCGUACACAUUCCCCCCUUCCCUAAAAUAAACAAAAUGGCCUCCCAACUACCCCCUUUCCCACGCUUUGUCUUUACCAAAUUCGAACCUCUCUCACUACUAUCCGGCUUUCUCCCCGCCAUCCUCUCCCCCGAUUGGUUCACCCACGAACAACUCUCCUCCUCUUCACCUCUAAUCGCCUAUCCCACCGCCAGCCGCACCACCACCCGCCAACUAGGUAACAUGUAUUUCCUCGCCUUUCUUGUCGGGGUAGGCGUGCUGUACUCUUCUUCCGAGAUCAGAGUCGUCAAAAACUACCUGAUUGCUUUGUGGGUAGCGGAUCUGGGGCACAUGAUGAUCACGGCGGAGGCCCUGCGAUGGGAGGGGACGAUGGAUGUGAGCGGGUGGAAUGCCAUGACUUGGGGGAAUCUGGGAGUUACUAUGUUCUUGUUCCUGACGAGAUCGGCUUAUCUACUGGGGCUGUUUGGGCCGGAUAUGCCGAGGGUUGUGAAGGGGGCCAAGAAGACGGAGUGAGCAAGGGGAAAUCAUUUCGGCGAGCGAGAGCUAGUAUGGUGGUUAUCUGUUAUGUGGUGUUGUAGUAAACCCAUCAUCGACAGCAAAGUUGAGAGUAGCAUAUGACAAAUAUGUUAACCUGCUGACGGCGGUGACUUUCGUCUGUUCAAUAGCGAAGACUAUAAAAGCGAGCAGCACCGAGGAAUGCAGGCGAGUCAUGGAGAGAGGGAG